This is a messenger RNA of Abrus precatorius (Indian licorice), 1771 nucleotides long. RefSeq names its product protein EARLY-RESPONSIVE TO DEHYDRATION 7, chloroplastic. Gene Ontology annotation, cellular component: plasma membrane. Lineage: Eukaryota; Viridiplantae; Streptophyta; Magnoliopsida; Fabales; Fabaceae. The record is from RefSeq and is a predicted model, not a curated record. The coding region runs from base 159 to 1511 and encodes 450 amino acids. The transcript is spliced from 4 exons.
AAGUUCUUACGGGUAUUCGCGCGGGAAUCUUUAGGUGGAAGUUAUAACCUGUCCCACACGCCACGCGUCAUUUCUUGAUUUGUCCAGUUCUUCCCUCUCGCGCCCUCAAAAAUUCCACACUCCAAUUACAGUAACAGACCCAAACUCUUUCUUCAUCAAUGGCUUCCCAAAACCCUAAUCCAAGAAAUUCCCUAUACCCUGAAGUAAUCGAAUCGAACCCCGAUGCUCCCUCAUCCAUCCUUCACCCUGAUCGUUCAUCUUCUUCGCAAUCCAAUCUCUACCCUUCCAUUGACUUCAACGACCUCGUUCAAAACCUCUUCCCCGAGAACACCAACACCACCGACACUCCCGGUUCCCCCUCUGCCCCGCCGGAAGUCACCGAAGAGGUUAUCCUGAAGAUCCCCGGCGCUAUUCUCAACCUCGUCGACAAGGAAUACAGUGUCGAACUCGCGUGCGGCGAUUUCACCGUGAUCAGUCUCCAGCAAGGCGACAACGCCGUCGCCGUCUACGCUCGCGUCGCCGACGAGAUCCAAUGGCCGCUGGCGAAGGACGAGACCGCCGUCAAAGUCGACGACUCGCACUACUUCUUCUCCUUCCGCGUCCCCAAGGGUUCGGAUCCCGACGAUGAAGAGGAUUUGUUGAGCUACGGGUUGACGAUCGCAUCGAAGGGGCAAGAGGCUUUGCUGAAGGAGUUGGAUGCGGUUUUGCAGAACUGCAGCAGCUUCUCUGUGCAGAAGGUUUCAGAGAAGGCGAAGAAGAAGGGGGAAGCUCUGGAUGGAUCGGUGGCGAAGGAGGUUUCGCCGAAGGAUUUGAAGUCGGCGAAGAAGAAGGAGAUGAUGGAGGAGCGAUGCGCUGCGUAUUGGACAACAUUGGCUCCGAAUGUGGAAGAUUACAGUGGAAGUGCUGCGAGGAUGAUUGCUGCAGGGUCUGGUCAUGUGGUUAAGGGGAUUUUGUGGUGUGGAGAUGUGACAGUGGAUAGGUUGAAAUGGGGAAAUCAGGUUAUGAAGAAGAAGAUCACUCCUGGUUCACAGUCUGAGAUUAGUCCUCAGACCUUGAAGCGGAUUAGAAGGGUUAAGAGAGUGACUAAAAUGACACAGAAAGUAGCAAACGGGUUCCUCUCUGGGGUCGUGAAAGUGUCUGGAUUUUUCACCGGUUCAUUGGUAAAUUCAAAAGUCGGAAAGAAAUUUUUCAGCCUUCUACCAGGGGAAGUUGUGCUCGCAUCGUUGGAUGGAUUCAGUAGAGUGUGCGAUGCUGUUGAAGUAGCUGGAAAAAAUGUCAUGUCAACGUCGUCCACCGUGACAACCGAGCUUGUUGAUCACAGAUAUGGAGAACAAGCUGCUGAAGCAACAAGUGAAGGGCUUGGUGCUGCUGGUCAUGCUUUGGGUACUGCAUGGGCUGCUUUUAAGAUUAGGAAGGCUGUCAACCCUAAGAGUGUUCUUAAACCUACCGCCCUGGCCAAAUCUGGUGUCAAAGCUGCAGCUUCUGAAUUUAAGGCUAAAAAGUCCAAAUAAUUUAAGCUAGGAGUUCUUCAAUUUCGGUUUUGUCCAUCCUCCAAUCGAAAGUUUCUGCUUAUGGCUUUACAUUACCCAAUUUCCUCUUAGAAAAGGUGGGGAACAUCGCAUGAUUUGUCGUUAUUAUUAUCCCUUUUGUUUUCAGUGAGUAUUAGAUUGGGAUGCUUUCAUGUUUUUUAUAACAGGUCAGAGAAAGGCACUUCUCAUGUGAGAAACCCUGAUUGGCCAAUGGCCAUGAGAUCCACUGGUUAUAUAGGAAA